Molecule: messenger RNA, 249 nt
Organism: Strongylus vulgaris
Lineage: Eukaryota; Metazoa; Nematoda; Chromadorea; Rhabditida; Strongylidae
Source: the annotation of a GenBank genome assembly
AUGAAGCCGGAUGAGGAUGCAUAUUGGAAGUAUGCAGAUGGGGUCCUACCUAUGCAAGCACACGAAGUGGAUUUCGACACAGCGGUCGCGAAUCUCCAGAAGCUAUUUGCCUUGAAGAAGACUUUGAUAAGAAGAAGAUACGAGUGCCUUAGGGUCACUUGUCCGCCGCUGACACCAACGUACAUGCCGUUUCGAGACUACGCUAACACAACCAAGCAAAUAGACGAGGACGCGCUCGACUACCAAUGA